ACCACAACGAUGAGAUCACAUGCAGUGCUGCUCCUGCUCUUCGCCAUCCUCUCACCCUUCGCAGGGGCGAACUUCACCAGCCCCAGCUGCGGAACCCGAAAGACCUCCCACCCCAAACCACUGAUCGUGGCCGGGAUUGGUUCGAUCCCGGCCGGCCAGUGGCCCUGGCAUGGUUCCAUCUGGUACCGGUUGACACGCACGAGUCACUACUACGCCUGCGGGGCCACGCUGGUGAGCGAGUUGUGCGUUCUUACCGCGGGUCACUGUGUCUCCAAGGAUGGGAACGCACUCAACGAGCGGCUGCUGACGGUGCAGUUCGGCUCGGUCCGACGAAAUCUGCUGCAGAGUGCCUUCCCGGUGCAGACGGUGGCCGUGGCGGAGAUUCACCUCCAUCGGGACUACUCGCCGAGGAGUUUCCUGGCGGACAUUGCGCUGCUUGCGUUGCGCACCAAGGUUACCGUGAACGAAUUUGUGAGUCCCGUUUGUUUGCCUGGUGCGCUGGGGUCCGAAGGGGACCCGGGUCUGUCGGGUAGGGAAGCCGUUGCCGUGGGAUUCGGAAUGACGGAGGCGGACGAAAGUGCCGACGAGCUGAGGCAGCUGCGGCUACCGAUCGUGGAUUACGUGACGUGUUUGGAGAGCAAUCGGGAAGUGUUCGGUCGGUCGCUGUCGGCGGGAAUACUGUGUGCGGGUCGGACAAACGGAAGUACCGUUUGCAAUGGAGAUAGCGGAGGGGGUCUCUUCACGGAGGAAAGCGACGGGAGAUGGGUUAUUCGAGGUGUGACCAGUUUUACGGCGCAGCGAGGGUGGAACGAUAGCAGCUGUAGUUUGAAUGAUUAUGCGGGGUUUGUGAGUGUGGCUUACUACGGGGCCUGGAUACAGAGUGUGAUGAGAACUGGCGGUGAGAUUAACAAGAAGGAGGCCAGGCCACGCCUGGCCACCAUACCAACAACUGCAUCCGUUGUUCGUGAGCUUAGAAUUAGCGAGAAGAAGUGUAAGGAAUACCGUCGCCAGGGAUUGACGAUUUCGAGUUCCACCGGUCCAGGACAUCUCUACCUGUACAACAGUUCCAGUACCCAAGGGCUUGUGUACUACAUCUCCGAUGAGUACGCAAUAACGACGGCGGAUUUGGCGAUUGGCUGCUUCCAGACGGAGGACAUCUGCCGAACGAUCCUCGGUACUCGAAUCCAGAAAGUUUUCGCCCAUCCGAAUUAUACCGGUGGGAGGGAUUACAACGUUGCACUGGUCCGGUUGUCACCGGCCACUGAACCUUUGUGGUGCCUGUCAUCGGAACCGUUGUCCAAAUUAUACUUCGAGGGCCGACAGCUGAAGUUGAGUUCAGUUUCGGCGGAAGCUCCGACCUGGCUAGAGUUCGAUCUGAACGAUUUCAUCCCGUCCAAGCGAGGAUCGGUGGUUUACAACGAACAUCGCGAUAUCGCCGGUCUGAUGCACAAUCGAGCCGGUGAAGUGGUCGUCAUGACAAAGCUUCUCGCCAUGUUGGAUUGGAUCGAAUCAAUCGUGUGGAACGAAGCAUCGUAGCAUCCCAAUUGCAUACAAGAUAUGUCAACUUGCGUGAGAGUGGUUCUGAUUUAUCGUACAAUAAAUGACACAUGGGCAAAUUGUU
Toxorhynchites rutilus septentrionalis is the source of this 1621-nucleotide messenger RNA. Its product is annotated as clotting factor C-like. Gene Ontology annotation, biological process: proteolysis. Bases 10 to 1536 code for a protein of 508 amino acids. The transcript is spliced from 5 exons. Gene Ontology annotation, molecular function: serine-type endopeptidase activity. The record is from RefSeq and is a predicted model, not a curated record. NCBI's taxonomy places the organism in Eukaryota, Metazoa, Arthropoda, Insecta, Diptera, Culicidae.